GCAGUAACAGCGAUUAAGGAGUAUCCGUCAGUCCCAUGUGUUAGGUUUAGAAAUGCGUGCGGCCAUAGCCCAAGUUGUCUCUCUCAUAUUUCUGAGUCUCGCUGGGGCGAAUGAAGAAAGCGAUCAGAUUCAUUACACAAAUUCUUGGGCCGUUCAUGUGGAUGAAGAUGAUCUGGAUAGCGUCAACGAGCUGGCGAACAAAUAUGGGUUCACGAACCUCGGGCAGAUUGGUAGUCUACCAGGGUAUUUUCACUUCGUAAAAGACUCGAUCAAAGGAAGGAAUAAACGAAGUUUCGAUGAUGAUCACACUGAACUCUUGCUCGCCGAACCAACGCAAAAUAUCGGCCAGUCCUCGGGUCCUCCGGGACUCGACAUUAACGUGCUGCCCGCGUGGGGCCAAGGGUAUUCAGGGAAAGGAAUUGUAGUGUCUAUAUUGGACGACGGRGUUGACCACACCCACCCUGACCUUAAGAGAAAUUACGACCCGGAUGCAAGUUUUGACUUCAAUGAUUUCGACCCAGACCCCAAACCGCGGUCAAAGGACCCUUUGAACUGCCAUGGAACGAAGUGUGCAGGAGAGGUUGCAGCCGAAGCAAAUAAUGGGAUAUGUGGGGUUGGAGUCUCUUUUAAMGCGAGCAUCGGUGGAAUACGAAUGCUGGACGGCAAGGCCACCGAUACAGUUGAAGGAAGUUCUCUCAGCUAUCAUUCAAACUACAUCGAUAUUUAUACUUGCUGUUGGGGACCGAAGGAUGACGGGAAAAGAUUCGGGAAGCCAGGCUUCCUCGCGAGCAAGGCACUGCAAAUUGGAGCUGAGAGGGGUCGUGGAGGUAGGGGAAACAUCUUUGUGUGGGCUACUGGUAAUGGAGGACUGACAGACGAUGACUGUAAUUGUGACGGCUAUACCACUAGUAUCUACACCAUAUCUAUAGGUGCUAUCAGUGACCAUGGUCUCUCCACGUACUACACCGAGACAUGUGCGUCCACCUUAGCCGUCACAUUCUCCGGAGCUUCGCAUCGUGAAGCAGAAGAAAACAAUAUCGUAACAACGGGUCUCGAUCACAAAUGCACAAAGACGUUCAAGGGAACCUCGUCUGCUGCACCACUGGCCUCUGGAGUGCUGGCGCUGGUGCUCGAGGCAAAUCCAAAUCUAACGUGGAGAGACGUACAGCACAUCAUAGUGGAAACAUCGCAGAAGACGAGCCCUUUAGACGAAGGAUGGAAGAAAAAUGGUGCGGGAAAAGAAUACAAUCACAAGUUUGGGUUCGGGAAACUGGAUGCAAUGAGGAUGAUAAAAAAAGCAAAAUCCUGGGAAAAUGUGCCUAAGCAGAGAGUAUGUUACAGCAAGGAACACGAUACUCCGAGGAAUAUCCCAUCAUCCGGGAACUUGAUUGUGUCAUCCAACACGUCAUCCUGCGUCGGUACUACGUCAGAGAUACGUAAACUAGAACACGUGCAGGUGAAGAUCUCGCUGGAGCAUCGCCAUCGGGGGCAUCUCAGUGUCACUCUUAUUUCUCCAUCAGAAACAAGAAGUGAGCUGCUGAAGACGAGAAGGAACGACCACUCGACGCAAGGACUCACGGACUGGGUUUUCAUGACCGUCCACUUCUGGGGUGAGGACCCCAGAGGAACAUGGACUUUGAUUGUGACAGACAACGACAGAAACACACGUGAACACCACGUGAUCAAAGCCAAACAAGGCGACUUCGAAGACGUGACUCGAGUAGUUAUGGACGACGCUGAGAAACAAGGACCUUGGGAUUCAAAUAAGAUUAAGGAAUACGACAACAUCAAACAGGCACCCCCCGGAAAUUAUUCAUCUCAGGAUCAUAUUCUUAAGGGAAUGGAGAAUACUAUGGGGGAGUUAGUCAAGGGUAAUAAGUUUACUGAACUGGCUAGGAGGAAAAAGGACAGGCACCACGGUGCGAAAGGUUUUGUGGGUAACAAGUCUGGGCAUGCGCAGUACAAACACAAAAGUAGCAAACAUGGAACGAAAAAGAAAAACAAACAUUGGACGAAAAAGAAAACACUAAAAARCUACAAAACUGAAACUAACAAGCAUAAAGACUUGGAGAAUAAAGAAAAUGCUAAGAAAACUGGCAGGAAAAUGAACAGCAAAAAAAUACAUAAAUACUAUAAACACAAAGGACACAAAAAAUAUAGAUAUACACCGAACAAACAACGCAAGCAUCGCAAGGAUAAGGGACAGGUCCAAGGCGAAGGAAAAUCAUUAAUGGCAGAAGGGAGUGUAGAGAUUCCUAAAGGUCGAACCCCUCUCGAAGCGAAGAUAGCGAUACAGGCUAUCAUGGAGCCUUAUUUCAAAGUCAGCGCUUCAAGAAUCGUUUUACCAAAACGAUAUCAAGGCUUCAUGGGUGAAGUGGACAUCAAGAUGAAAUUGGCGAAAGAAACAAAUAAAGAAAGACUGGCAAAGGAUGAAAAUAAAAAAAGUAAUCACACAAUUCAAUUGGGAUCAGCUAGGGAAAUCAGUUUCCACAAAUUUCGAGGCCAACAAAUUAGUGUAAGCAAAAUGUUACAAGUCCCUGAGGUGRUUACACAGAACAAUGAAGUAAAAAAAUUAACGCAUGAUUUGGGGAUGGAACCAUUUCGAAUACCUUCAMAAGAGGUAAAAGUGCUAGAAGCGGCAAGACAGAAUACAGAACUACAAAACGCUCCUGUAGGAAUCCCUGGAGAAGUACAAGGUGGCCAGAAUAAGGCCAAAAAUGAUGAUAACAUUUAUAUAAAUUUAUUGAACUCUAUAAAGUCUAUGCCUCACAAAGGAAAAGCUAUUGAUAACUCGUUGGAACACUUUGACGAGAGGAUUGAUAUWUUAACGGAUGCAAAACCAUACAGUAAUGAUAACAGCACUAGUAUGCUGAAGAAUUUGACACUUGAUGAUAGAAGAAAUUCUAAUACAGGAAGUGAGUUUACUAGAAGUAAUGCAACCGGAAGUGCGUUUAACGGAAGUAACGAUACCGGAAGUAACGAUACCGGAAGCCAAUCCUUCGGAAUUAAUUUAAUUAGAGAUGGGUUAAGUAGAGGUAACUCAAGCGAAAGGAAUACAACCGGAAAUCAUUUAGAUGACUUCAAAGGAGAAACAAUUUAURACACAUUGAGUAACGUUGGAAUUGGAAACGAAGCAUUCCGUCMAGAAGAAAUACCCAUAAUCUUCUAUGAUGCUGUAAAGAAUCRGUUUGCUGAAGUAAGGAAGUUAAACGCAUCCGACCUAAAAACCCAAGCGCCAAAGGCGACCGGAAAUGAAAUUAUCGGAACCGGAAAUAAAAUUGCAGGAAACGGAAGUCAAGGUAAAGCUGUUGAGAGUGGAGGCGAAGAGGUGCCAGAUGAAAGCAGCGGGUUUAGCGGUUCAAGUGGUGUUGURAUUCAAGAGGGGACCGACUGCGAUGACGGAAAUAGCUUUGCAAUAAAAUGUCAAAUCACAGGGCAGGCCAACGAUGGUAUGAUGAGCCAAUCAACAGAAGAACUGAACAACGCUUUUGAGGACGUGAAGGCUGAUGAUGAUACAGGAGGAAUUCCUCAACCACAGGGAACCCAUGACUUUCAAAUUUCAAGCAAUUCCCCUACGGCUAAAAUGCAGCCGCUCAAUGAUGAAGACAAGCUUGCGUACCUUUUGAGUACUGGAAAGUACCCGGGUUCACCUGAAGGAACCUCAAAACAGGUUAUCGCGCAGGUCACAAAAUUGAGGCCCUUCAACACUUCAGACCCAAAGGACCAAAGUGUCCCUGAUAGGUCCAAUAUGAGUAUGGGGUCCAUACAGGACAAGAAAUCAAAAAGCUUACAAACAUCAAUUAAACAACAAAAUGUCCCYGUUACGCUCUCUCUGAAGGAGGGACUCUCGCAGCCAGAACAAAAAAGGCCCUUAAACGAGAAUGUCCCUGAUAGGCCMGUUGAACAGGAUAUAGGUCCUACUCCAAGUAACCAGGGUAUAAAGAUAGAUAUUAGCGAUUUGGAACCACUUGAUCAAUUCGCUAAUAAAGAUUUUAAAGCGUUGGAAAGUGCACUUGAAAAACAAGUGGCGCGUCUGGAGAAAUUCAGAGACGACAGUCCAACUGGAACGCGGUUUCUCCAACGAGUUAAAGACGAUAUUCGACAAAGAAAUGUUGAUGAUCUGAAAUUCAUAGAAGAUGAAAUUCGUAAAGAUAUGAGAGAGGCUGUAGAUGAAAGASGAAGUGAAAGGAAGGCGUAUUCUGAUGGUGAUAGUUUUAUUGAAGGGUCGAGGGAAGACUCAGAUGAUUAUGACGAAAAUCAAGACGRUGAUGGCGAUGGGUUUCACAGGCUAGAACGAAGACGACUCUCAAAACAUGCUCCAAAACAUGAACUAUUUCAUCAUUAUAAGCAUUCUAGAGACGAUAAUAAAUAUGGGAAGGGGAAUUCAGGGAUYUUGAAGUCAUGGACUUUGAUUUUGUACGGUACAUGAAGUCAGUAACUGAUAUUUUAUAUAAUGGCUUUUUACAUAUGUUUUUUCUAUUGUAACGUUUGAUUAUCUGAAUUUUGUAAUUUACCUGUAGCAAGUAUAUAAUCUUACUACUUUAAAGUUUAAAGUUUAGGAUUUUGCAAAUUUAAACAGAUCGACAGAUUAACAGACAGAAAGGUAGAGGGACGGCCGGAAGAACGGCUGGACGGACAGACAGACAAAAAGGCAGCCGACGGACGAGCAGUUAGACAGACAGACACAAAAAGAAAAAAUAAAUACUGAAUUAAUGAA
Messenger RNA from Actinia tenebrosa (Australian red waratah sea anemone), 4717 nucleotides. RefSeq lists its product as uncharacterized. The record is from RefSeq and is a predicted model, not a curated record. Gene Ontology annotation, molecular function: serine-type endopeptidase activity. NCBI's taxonomy places the organism in Eukaryota, Metazoa, Cnidaria, Anthozoa, Actiniaria, Actiniidae. Gene Ontology annotation, biological process: protein processing. Gene Ontology annotation, cellular component: trans-Golgi network; Golgi membrane.